This is a messenger RNA of Clunio marinus, 315 nucleotides long. The record is from the annotation of a GenBank genome assembly. Lineage: Eukaryota; Metazoa; Arthropoda; Insecta; Diptera; Chironomidae.
AUGUCGACUGUUUUUCCUCCAGAAAACAAUAUAUCACUCUUGUUGGAAAACGAAUUGCAAAUCCAACCCAAAGGCAUCAUAUUUUAUUAUCUGCUUCUCAAUCUAAAUACUGCAGAAUAUUUUGACAUAAAACGUUAUUUCAAUUUGGAAUUAGAUUCGCCAUGUCUAAACCACCCCACACUUUAUUUCGACACGCUGAAGACUAAAAAAAGAUUUGCUGUCAAUUUGCAAAUAAAUAAAAGAGAAAUACGAAAACACUUCUGUCACCAAAAUUCCCAAAUGGGAAUUCCAUUGUAUAAUGAUGACAAUAAGUGA